Peronospora matthiolae is the source of this 5211-nucleotide messenger RNA. The record is from the annotation of a GenBank genome assembly. NCBI's taxonomy places the organism in Eukaryota, Oomycota, Peronosporomycetes, Peronosporales, Peronosporaceae.
AUGGCGACCGACACCGAGUUGCUCACGCGCGCACUCGGGGAGCACGCUGUCUCUAUGCGCCGGAGUCGCAAUGUCGGUCACAACAACACAGAGAAGAAGGCUGUCUUGAGAUGGCUGCGCUGCUUAAGUGGCGAAGAACUGGCGUCUCUGUGCUGCGUAGAAGACGUGGGGUUUGUCAAGACUCUGCUACACAUGGCGGCGCUGUCGAGAGGAACCAAGUUGCAAGAGUUUCAGGUGCUCCCUCAGACAUCCAGUACGACGACAUGGACCCAAUUGAAGCGCACUUCGACCAAUACGUUGCCAAGAACGGCUCCGAGGGAAUUUGUCAAGCGGCCAGUGGUAAAGACAGCAGAUGGCGAUGUGAUUGGCUGUUUUCGUACUCGAGAGUACGAGGAAUGCUGUUCAAAGGUGCUGAAAGGCAUGCGAGUGCUGAACACGCUGCAGUCUUGCGACACGGUGACGCUUUCGAUGGAGUUUUUUCAGUCUCCAAAGGAUGAAAAACGUGGAGCAUGUGCUGACCGUCUCUUUUAUCUAUUCGAAGUGAUAUCGUGUGGGGACUUUCUAAUGGCGUGUCCGUCGGGAGCGACGUUGAAACAUCGAAUGUGGGGCGAGACAAAGUGGCUGAAGCAACAGGGAUACUAUCCGCUGCAAGCGCUGUUCGUCAACCAAGUUGAGCUUAAUAUCUGGGCGUCAUGGAAACGAUACACGAACGAUGUGACCUCAAAAAUACCACUGCAAGGUCUCGCGGCGAAACUUUACUUGAUGCACGAAUGGGAAACAGCGAGUGUUGGCCGACGCAAUGCAAUAUUGCAAGUGCUCGGUUCGAAGAUGGUAGAGCAUCUUCGCGACCUGAGGCAGUCGACGCCGACCCAAGCGAGUGGGGCGGCGAAAUUUCAAUCUGCACGGUUUUCGUUGGAGUCCUUGAUGUGUAUACUAACUGUCCGUCAACAGUCUCUGCAGCAAGUGGAUGAACAAGCGCCGGUGAGUAGCUAUUUUGCGUGCGCAUUUGAAGACGCAGUGACUUUUCCGCAAGCGACAGUGAUAAAGCUGGUGCUUGCGGAGCAUCUCCAGGAGCAGUGCUCACUCUUGCUUUGUGAAAGGCUGUCAUACGAAGAAGAAGUGGCUGCUGCAAAAGGAGUGUCCGCUCAUGUCCUUACUAACAGUGUCGAUGUGAUGGACGAAGGCACCAAAGGCGUGAUCAAAGGUAGCAACCACUCGCAACGAAGGCGCGCAAGUCGAAAAAGAAUGCUUAAACUUCGUCGCCGGGAAGGCGAAAUCCGCCUUGCUCAGCAGACACGUUUCAGUAGCAUGCUGCGCGAGCUUUGCGGAUAUUUUCGUCAAAAACAGGUCGAAGCUGUCGCGUGCGUGGAAGAGGUAGAAUGCAAGGUAACUGACGCUACUGAGCAGCUAGUACCUGGUAUCUGGGGCAUUUCAUCGGAGUGUCUUCCCAGGAUUUCUAUUCGAUCCGGACAAAAGAGGAAAAAGAAGAAAACGAAAAAGAAAGAGGCGGAUACGAUGGAGCUUCGAAGCGACGGUCAAUCUGUGACUGCCUCUUUUCGCAGCUCUGCCAAGUUGUUGACCACACCGCACUUAUGCCAGAAAGAUGAUGAACACGAUGAUGGUAAACGCAGCGUUGCAACAACGUGCUCGUACUCCUCAUCUUCUCAGCAAGGACAGCCGCUUGUUGAUUGCAAUAAUGACGGCGAGAGUGCGCGUAACUGUAGCCCAUGCUCAAAGUUCUCUCCCGGUGCUGAGCCGACUAGGACGGUGAUGUCGUCUGUCUCGUCUGCGGUGCCGACGUUUGGCUCACAACCACUUGGCUUGUCGUCGCCAGCAGCCCCUUAUUUUCUAUCGCUGGCACCACGACACCAUCGUGCUCAAUCACCUCGGGCUUCCAGUCGAGGUAAUGAAGAUGAAACUGACAGUGACGGCGGACAAACAAGUCUGGCUGGACCGGAGAGUGCUUCUCAUGAAGCACCUAUAGCUUCUGGGACGUCAACUUUUGAGUGGUAUAUGCCAUUCCAGGCCACUGCGCAACGAACUGAUUCCCCAACGCCUGCUCUCGACUGGCAUUUUAAUCAUUGGCAAUUCAAGACUUCGGAGGAGGAUAUGUCAGAUAAGGGGGUAUCGUCUUGUACGGAAGAAGGUGCCGAUCAUUUACCACCUUUGCCGUCGUCAAUAUCGCCGGCUGCAUCUUGCUUGAUGAACGCAAAGAUAUCGGGAUUAACGAAAAAGUAUUCGUUGGCAUCAUUUUCUCAGAUAGCUGGGAUAGAGUCAAGCCGACGAGAAUCUGCUCAUGCGGUAAAUGGCAAACAUGGUUUAACAGCCAUAUCGAUGCGAGAAAAUGAAGAUGGGACCUUAGUCAGCGUGGACAGUGAUGACAAGUCCGACUUUUUAUAUCGUGAAGGAGGUUUCUUCGACCGCCAGCGCGCGCUAAAACGUCCACGACGCCUCUGGCCAUUCGACUAUACUCACGAAGACGAUGAAGUGGAUAUUGGUGAUGAGCGUGAUUCUCGAAAAGAGGGGCGCUUGCAUUUGGACCGGAGCUCAAAGCAGUGCUUUGGUGUAUCGACAGCAGCUCGAAAUAGCGAUGCGUGGACAGAGUGUAUCCACUGCUGUAUAUGUAAAUGUCACCGCGCGAGUAGCUCUCAAAUUGAGGGCGCGUUAGAUCGCGAAGCCGACUGCAGCCACGUCACGGGAUCCAAUGGUUCUGCACUUCAAAAUGCCCCCGCACCUCCCAGCCUUUCGAUGGAGGCCACCGAAGAUGAUUUAGUGGUCAAAGUAACGAUGGCGUUAGAGCGGAUCAGUACACUGGAAGAAAAGCUGGCUGAGAAAACAAAGGUCAUGGACGAGCAAGCUGCUAGUGCAUCUUCUGAAAUCAACACGCUGAGCCGUGCUGUGGCAACACUGACUGCUCAGCUCCACAACGUCGAGAACGAAAUCCAAGAAGUGCAACUUCAGCGUGCUGUCCCGGCUAACACUGGUGAAAUGGACGACAUCACCCUGGGUAACGCAAGCACUUGUAGCUCGCCGCCAACUCCAUUUUCUCCGGCCCCAUCCUCGCUUAACCAAGAAGUCGAUAGCCCAUCCGCUGCUGCGCCUACCUUUCCAGAAGUAUACCCUCCGACACACUCGGCAUUGGGACCAUUCGUAUCGGUACCAUUGUCCGUGCUUCCUCCACGUAGUAAACUCCACUGGGAUCUGUGCGAAUUCGCAGCACAGCUUCAGGCUGACAGUGAUUCCCGUCUCCCUGCUCAGCUAGCUGCUCAUCAGUUGUGUACGGCGACAGUGCAAUCGCUUUGGCCCCGUGCCCAGGUACGACCAUACGGUUCACACGUAACGCGGCUUGUACUUCCAUCAAGCGACGUUGAUCUCGUAAUUUGCUUGCCGAAGGUGCGUCGUGAUGCACCGGCUGAUGCAGCUGGUAUGCUCGAAGGUAGAAAUGCGAUCAAAGAGACAUGGCAACAAAAUCUCGCGCGCAAGCUGAAGCAGGAGCCUUGGGUUGUAUCUGACUCAGUGAAAACGCUACCCCAUGCUGCUGUCCCAAUUAUCACGCUUCUCACUGCCCCGCCAUACAAUGUGAGGCUCGACAUUUCGUUCGAAGGCCCGGGUCACAAUGGCUUGGCUACUAAUGACGUUGUCCGUGCGCUGCUUCAUGAGUUCCCGCCAUUGGCACCGAUGAUGCUCAUUCUGAAGAGUUUUGCGAUCGAGCGAGGUUUGGCGGUAGCUUAUUCGGGCGGGCUAUCGUCGUACGCGCUACUGUUGCUUGUAGCGCGUUACCUGCAGGAACAUAGCGACACCAUGCCCAAUGGUUUCGCAAAUGCUUCUCGAGCUGUCCAGCACAGCCUGUCAACGGCACAGGCGGGUGUAGCUGAUUUCGGUCUGAUGCUCAUGGGCUUUUUGGACUUCUACGGCAACCGUUUUGACCCACGCACUACAGGAAUAAGCGUGGCCUCGCGCUGCUUUCUAAAUCGUGAGAGCGGCUUUAUGGCUGGGACGGGAGCUUCAGGAAUGGGUGAUCUUCAUCAAGUUCCGCAUCCGUAUCAGCAGCAAUACGCCGCUGACGAUGCUGCCGUAGACGACCGCACGAGCCAAUAUGGCUAUUGUCAACAUUGGCAAGUACCCGCGCAGCCUCAUGUGCAAACGUUUUUACCAAAUUCUGAGGGAGUUCCUGCUCAUGGCUUUCGACGGUACGGUUACCGUUCGUCACUGGACCUACCAGCAUCCCAGGCGUUGAAUGAAAUGGGCACCGUGACAGGUCUCUCGGACUACCAGCAGCUGCAGCAGCAGACGCAUGACCCGCACAAAUUCGAUCCGGUGUUUAUUGAAGAUCCACUGUGUCCGACCAACAACGUGGGAAGAAACUGUUUUCGUAUCAUGCAGAUCCGCCGCGCAUUCUCAGCAGCUCAUCUUGCACUACUUGCGGCAUCGCGAGACCCUACGGUGUUUGUAGAUAACCGGAUUGAUUUAGUAGCUGGUGUUGCGCUCCACCCAGACAACGUGUUACGCGCCAUCUUGGGCGCUGGUGCUCCUGUAAAAGCGAAGCCGGAUGCUGCAAUGUCUGCGACAGUCGGAGUCACUGCGUACAUGGGUGCGGAGCACCCGUACGGGUUUCACUCUUACAAUCAGCAGCAAGUACACCAGCAACAACAGUAUGCUUACCACCACCAUCAUCGCCGACCACCGCAACAGUUACAUCUCCACCAUGUUGGCAUUCUGCCGCCGCGUAACGUGAGCACGUGCCGUAAUGAGCCAGCAUCGCGCAGGCACAGCGAGAGUGAGAGUGAAAAAUUGACGACGCGUUCAGCGACUUCGACGACAAGUCGUAACGACCGCACACAGAAGAGGCACAUGGGUAGUCCACAACUUACUCCUCAGCGCCAAAGCGAUGAAAACCCUCCACAAGAGCAAGUGCGCUUGCUUCGUCAAGCCUCUACGGAGCCCGGUCAAUCUCAAAAGCUGUCGUCUUUGCAUUGCCAACAGAUUGCCAAGAGGUUCAGCCGUAAGAAUAGUGAACGCUCCAUGAGCUUGUCCUUGAGCUUUGCAGAUGUCGUGCGCGAUGGUGGGGGAACAAAUGGUGUAAGUGUGACCGUGCCAAAGGCCUCACGUCCAGCGGUUGCCCGACAUUCACGGUUCUCGCGCGACGACAUGGCACUGGAGGAAAGUAUCAACGAGCGAUGGGAAACCAAAGUUGACUCAGAAAUAAAGUGA